AUGAAACGGAGUUAUGGAAGAAACUCCCCUGAAGAGGUGCGUUGCCCUCACAUUGCUCUAGAUGUACUCGGGCAGUGUCACAGCAGUGCCUGUGUGGAGAUUGGCAACACGCGGGUGAUAUGCGCCGUUCACCACCCACAGCAACUCGUGGAUGAAUACCGUGGCAAUCGUGGACGGGUUGCCUGCACUGUGCGGAGAUCCACAUCUGCGGCUCAACGUGGAUUAAACGCUCGUGCUGUUGUCACUCCCGAAAAAGAUAUGGCCCUUGCCUUGGAAGGAGUGGCAGAGCAAGUGAUGAUGCUGGAAAAGAUACCACAGUUGUUGGUGGAAGUGGUGGUGGAGAUCCUCGCGGAGGAUGGGGCGGUGUGGGAUGCAGUCACCACAAGUAUGAGUGCCGCCUUAGCACGUGGGGGAUUUGAAAUGUACGAUAUCUUUUCCGCCUGUAGUGCUGCUCUACUUCAGGAUGGUGCUUUGGUAACGGACCCGGAUGCGGGAGAGGAAGGGAAUGCGCGGGCAACAGCCCUUGUGUGUAUGAUGCUUAACUCGGGAGAAGUUUGUUAUCUUUUACAUCGGGGUUUGUGUGAACCUGGAACGGUAACAGAACUCGUUACAUCCGCGUUAAAAGGUGGUUUGUCGCGUAGAUCAGAGAUUUCAACACAGUUGAGCCAACAAACUACUUUGUGA
Molecule: messenger RNA, 684 nt
Organism: Trypanosoma theileri
Lineage: Eukaryota; Euglenozoa; Kinetoplastea; Trypanosomatida; Trypanosomatidae
Product: exosome-associated protein 4
Exons: 1
Coding region: 1-684 (227 amino acids)
Biological process (GO): nuclear mRNA surveillance; U4 snRNA 3'-end processing; rRNA catabolic process
Cellular component (GO): nucleolus; cytoplasmic exosome (RNase complex); nuclear exosome (RNase complex)
Source: RefSeq, a predicted model, not a curated record